Molecule: messenger RNA, 1168 nt
Organism: Plodia interpunctella (Indianmeal moth)
Lineage: Eukaryota; Metazoa; Arthropoda; Insecta; Lepidoptera; Pyralidae
Exons: 1
Coding region: 220-1164 (314 amino acids)
Biological process (GO): retrotransposition
Cellular component (GO): ribonucleoprotein complex
Molecular function (GO): single-stranded RNA binding
Source: RefSeq, a predicted model, not a curated record
GCUAUAAGUUUAGCGCGUAGCGCUCGUUGCGUACGGACGUGUCGCGAUAUAACAAAAGUCGACUAUUGGUUAAAAAUUCAUAAUUUAAUAAUACGUUAUUUCAAUUUUCUAUUUUUAUACUUUAUGCUAAAGUCUAAAGUGCAUUGACAAGUUUUUAAUUCUCCGGGCAAAUUAUUAUAUACUACUGCGUCAAAGACUAUCACAUAAAACAGAAGUGUCAUGGCAAGAAUGUUACGUUCGCCUUCCAAGCAAUACUGUUCAGACCCCGAUCUAUCCGACCAAGGAACGGUGACACAUCGCAAGCGCAGACAUGGAGACGACUUUUAUGAAAUGUUUACUAGUUUCACGACAGAAAUGAGGAGUUGGAAGACAGAAAUUCAACAGGAUAUUUCUCACAUAAAAACAAACUUGGACUCAGGGCUCCAGGAACUUAGAUCAGAAAUCAGCAGCAUUCGACAGGAGCAUACCGAAUUUAGAAAAACCGUCCAUGAGUUAAGCGUUACGAAUGGCGAAACUAGAAAAUUAGUUACUUCCCUGGAAACUUCUGUUCAAUUCAACACCGACCAGUGCGAAGAGCUGAAAGAAAAAGUAGACUCAUUGGUCGAGAAGAAUAAGUCUUUGUCAAGUCUCGAGGAAAAAUUGGAGGUGAUGACUCGUAACUAUAAUCAGUUGCUUACUGAGCUUAAUGCUAACAACCAAAGAGAUCGUCUUAUGAAUCUAGAAAUAGUCGGUGUACCUGAGAAUAAGGAAGAGAACAUCAUAGAAUUGGUUUUGGCUGUAGCCGCACAUGCGGAUGUUGAUAUAUCACCAAAUGACAUUCUGGAGGCACACCGGGUAACACCUAGGGUCCGUCUGCAGGGACGUCCUAGGAAUAUAGUUGUAAGGAUGAAGUCACGUGUCAUAAAAGAUAACAUCUUAUCCGGUGUUCGGAGAAAUCGCCUCACCACUAAGAACUUGAACAUGUCUGGGAGUGCCAAACCAGUUUUCGUCAAUGAACACCUCACAUACUACAAUAAACAGCUAUUAAAAAAAUGCAGGGAAGUUGCAAAACUCAAGAAUUUUCAGUAUGUGUGGAUCAAACACGGAAGAAUAUACGUAAGGAAAGCAGAUGGUUCUCCCCCAAUACAAAUACGAACGGAAAAGGAUGUCUCCAAAAUUUCCUGAAUUU